AUGAUAGAAACAUAUGAGCGAUGUAGUUUUGAGAACGGAAUUUGUAGUUGGACUCAGCUAACUAACGAUGAAUAUGACUGGAGGUAUUUCUCUGGUAUUACACGUACCCCAUGGACUGGGCCAGCCAGAGAUCACACCACUGGUCUUCCUGCAGGUUUCUACAUCUAUUUGGAAGCAAGUGACGCCCAACCUGGAGAUAGGGCACGACUUGCAUCUAGAACUCUCACUUCUGUGACGUCAUCAGGUUGUUUCUUGAGAUUCUAUUACCAUAUGUUUGGAGAAGAUAUUGACCAGCUGAACGUGUACACAAGGCAAGUCAUCAACGGCCCUUUGACACGUAUCUGGAACAGAGAAGGAGAGAUUGGGGACUAUUACUUGAGAGCUGACAUUGAGAUUGAUUCUCCUCAGUACCCCGUCCAGAUCAUCAUAGAAGCUACACGAGGGGAUGGUAUAUACGGUGACAUUGCUAUUGAUGAUACAAGCUUUACCCCUGGGUGCGUCUUUAGUGACACGCCCCUGGCAACCGUCUCCACCGUGGCCCCCACCCAACCCCCUACCCUGCCGUACUGCCCUCCCGAUACCUUCCAAUGUAACAAUGGCACUUGCUUGGAUGUCCAGCAGAGGUGCAAUCUCAAUAGCGAUUGCCUGGAGGGUGAAGAUGAGAUGAAUUGCGGUGAUUGCGAUUUUGAGCUUGAUACAUGUGGAUACACCAGCAUCCCGAAUGGAGAAUACCUGUGGACACGAAUCCAAGCGAGUGACUCUAUUACUGGGCGUGGUCCAUCCGUAGACCAUACCAAGAAUAGUGGAGACGGUUAUUACAUGUUUGUUGAUAGUACUUACGGAUUAUUUGGAAUGACUGCACUUCUGAUCAGCCCUGUUGUCCUUGGAGAAGCUGGCUCCAGGUGUGAGUUGGAAUUCUAUUAUCACAUGCUUGGUGGUCAGGUUGGGUCUCUAAGCGUCAUCGUAUAUGACAAUGGUUAUCCUGAUGCAUCAUGGGUAAUUGCAGGUGAUCAAGGGUCAAGCUGGAACCGUGGGUCAUUAAUGGUUGGACCACACGAUGCAGGGCAGUAUUAUGCUCGCUUUGAGGCCUCACCAGGAGUUGGUUUUGAUGAAACAACUGAACCAACAGACAUUGCCCUUGAUGAUAUCAGGUUUAUCAAUUGCGGUAAAUCAGCAGACCUCGAUUGUAACUUUGGAGAGGCAGAAGGAACGCUGUGCGGCUGGAGCCAGAAUGUAGAUACCGAUACAGUUGACUGGACCUUGUUUAAAGGAAGGACCCCAACGGGCUACACUGGGCCACAGUUUGAUCAUACCAAUGGUCUAGGCUAUUAUAUCUAUUUGGAGACAUCUGGUUUAGCAAAUGGUGACUUUGCUCGUUUAGAGUCUGGCAUCCUUAGAUCAACUGAUGAUCAACCGUACUGUCUUUCGUUCUGGUAUCUUAUGUAUGGUUCUACUGUUGGAACAUUCAAGGUUUUCAAGAGAGAUACAGAUACCGAGGAUGAGGUUCUUAUGUGGUAUAAGCGUGGCAAUCAGGCUAGUGUAUGGUUACCAGCCCAGAUGAACAUCAUAACAUCUUCAAAUUAUGAGAUUAUUCUUGAAGCCACACGGUCUUCUCAAUUUUACGGCGAUAUUGCUGUUGAUGAUACCGCCCUCUCCGCCGGCGCAUGUCCAGGAUCACUUGAUUGUGAUUUUGAGGUUGACUUCUGUGACUGGAAGAACGUUGAUGGAGAUGAUUUUGAUUGGAUGCGGGGAACACCGAUCUCAUCGCAGGGAAAGGGUCCUCAAGUUGAUCACACAUUAAACACAAACGCAGGUCAUUACGUGUAUGUGGACACCAAUGCGAAUAGUCUGGGUGACACUGCUAUCUUAUCAAGUCAUGAUUACAUCCACACCGGUCCACGAUGCGUAUCAUUCUAUUACCAUAUGAGUGGGUCUGGUCCAGGAACUCUGUCGGUCUAUAAGCAGGAUGACGGGGAGCUGUUUGUUAGUCCUAGCUGGACUAAGUUUGGGGACCAAGGGGAUAGAUGGGUCCAUGCACGGGUAGAGAUUGUGCCAACACCUGAUAAGAGCUAUAAGAUCUACAUCGAGGCUACAUCAUCAGGUCCUUCCUCCGACAGCGAUCUCGCAAUCGAUGAUAUCAACAUUGACGACCACAUUUGCCUUCCCGAAGGCUCAUGUACAUUCGAGUAUGAUAUGUGUGGCUUCGUCAAUGACUAUGUGAAUGAUGACGGACUUGACUGGUUUAGAGCUAGCCGUACAGGAUCAGGCGACACUGGACCUACUGUUGACCAUACACUACAGACAGGAUACGGUCACUUUGUGUUCAUCGAGGCUUCAUUCAUUGCCCCUGGAACCAGAGGUUGGCUGCUCAGUGAAUACUUUCAACCAACCGCAGGUCGAUGCAUGGAAUUCUGGUACCACAUGUAUGGCAACACAACUGGUGACUUGAAUGUGUAUUAUACCACUGCUACAACCUCUCCUAAAUUGCUGUUCAGUCAAAGUGGCAAUAAGGGUAAUGUUUGGCUGCAGGCAAAGGUAGAUGUCGACUCAACAGAGAAAUUCUGGGUCACCUUUGAAGCCGUGGUUGGGUCCGACUAUCUCAGUGACAUAGCUCUUGAUGAUAUGUUCUUCCAUCCUUCUAUAUGUGCUAUCACUAUUGGCCCACCGCUACUUCCACCCACAUAUCCACCCGAUUCUCAUGACUGCGACUUUGAAUCUGAUUUGUGCACCUGGAAUCAGGAUGUUGAUAAUGAUUUUGACUGGAUCAGGGCUUCAGGAGUGACAGACAGUGCAGGAACAGGACCUUCUUCAGAUCAUACUAUAGGAGACCAAACAGGUUAUUACAUUUACAUCGAAACCUCCAAUGGAAGUCCCGGUGAUGUUGCCCGGCUUAACUCUCAGUUCUUGAAAAACAUCGACGAUACCGGAUACUGCAUGGAAUUCUGGUUCCAAAUGUACGGCCAGCACCUGGGCGCCCUCAUCGUCUAUGAGAAGAUAGGUGACACAGAGAUCCCUGUAUGGACAGAAACGAAUCCAAGAGGACCACAAUGGAACCAGGUCCAUCUUCACUUUACAGAUUCAGGAUCGUACACGGUUAUCUUUGAAGGCCAAAAGGGUUCGGAUGCCUUGGGUGACAUUGCCUUGGAUGAUAUAUCAUUUCAUCCGGGUACCUGUCCGACACCAAGUAUGUGUGAUUUUGAGAACGGAGCAUGUUACCUGAGUCAAACCGAGCCAGAUCAAUUUGAUUGGCAGGUCAUUCAAGCCAAUUCAGAAGCAACAGCACCUACCACAGACAAUACCUACAGAACUGAGUAUGGUCAUGUAUUCUAUGCAGACAUGACUGACUUGUCAUCAAAUGACGAUCUAGCUAUUGUGGAAACUGGUCCCCUACCUCCAACAUCUACUUUGGGCAACUGUUUCCAGUUCUGGUAUUCAAUGUUCAACUCCCAAAUUUGCCAACUUCAGGUGUAUAAGAUUCAUGCUAUGAGCGGAGAAGCAUCAUUAGAAUGGGAGAUGGAUGGCAUAACCCACGAGGAUGAAUGGCAUGUCAUGGAAAUAAAUCUCAAUAACACUGAUGAUCUCUUCAAGAUCCAAUUCCGAGCCUCGAGUAAAGACUACACACAGAAUGCUGCCAUAUCUCUGGACGAUCUUACCAUCUCGUCCGCCCCGUGUUCCCCAUUCGGUGACUGUAACUUUGAGACCGGUCUUUGCACGUGGAAGAAUGAAGAAAAGACUGAUGAUUUUGAUUGGCAGCGGAUCCAGGGUAGGACGCCCUCUGACGGUACUGGACCAGGCGUUGACCAUACCUUCGGGACGCCUUAUGGGACGUAUAUAUACACAGAAGCCUCGGGGCAGACACAGGGACAGGCGGCCACCUUGAAGUCAGGUGACUUCCUGGCCUCACAGAAACUAUGCAUGGAGUUUUAUUACCAUAUGAAUGGGGAAGGUGUAGGCAAUCUCAAUAUCCAAACUCAAGCAGAUACAGCAACUAAGGUCACGACAUUGGAGACACUGAAAGGCAACAGGGGCGAUGUGUGGAGACAUGAUACGAUAAUAUUAAAUCCAAUCAAGGAUGCUUAUUCGUACCAGGUGAUGUUCCAAGCUACGGUAGGCUCAUCUCAAACCAGUGAUAUAUCACUCGAUGAUAUUGCUUUCUAUGAUGAGGAAUGUCCAGCCGAUCCAACUGACUGUGAUUUCUUCUGUGAUGACCCGGCUCAGACCUGUAUACCUUAUACACAAUUCUGUGACUUCACUUAUCAUUGCCCAAAUAAUUUAGACGAACUAGACUGCGGAUCAGCAUGUACAUUUGAACAGGACACCUGUCGCUGGUGGAACGCUGGAUCAAGUGGUUAUAAAUGGAUUAGACACCAAGGAGCUACACCAGAUUCUAACACCGGACCUGCAUAUGAUCAUACUACACUAAGUGCUGCUGGCUGGUAUAUGUACGUGGGCACCGCGCCCAGCUCCGGUGCUGCCUAUGCUGUAUUCUCCUCUCGAAUGCACAACAACGCUGCAGCAACGUGUGAGAUUCAGUUCUGGUUCCAUAUGUACGGUGAAGACAUUGGUGUACUGCAGCUAUGGAUUCAAGAAGAGGUAUACCUAAUGCUACCAUGGUUUAAGGAAGGAGAUCAAGGAGACUAUUGGCAUGAAGGAAUCGCAGGGAUCGGCAGGAUUCCUGGUGGAUUCAAUGUCAAGUUCCAGUCAAUUCGAACUUUUGAAGUUCUUGGUGACGUGGCAAUUGAUGACAUCAGAAUGGAAUCAUGUGCUCUGCCAGUACCUCAAAUUGAGGAUUGUCAAGCCGAUGAGUUUCGAUGUGAUCGUGGCGCCUGCAUCACAAAAAGACGACUCUGUGAUUUUACUGAUGAUUGUGGAGACUGGUCUGAUGAAGCUUCAGAUAUUUGCAAGGAUUACAAUAAUUGUGACUUUGAGGAUGAUACGUGUGACUGGAGUCAGGAUAAUACAGAUGAAAUAGACUACAUGAGAAUCAAAGGUCCCUCAGAUACUAACUUUAGGACAGGACCCUACAGAGACCACACAACACAGACUAUAGGUCAUUACAUGGUUAUGGAUGCCAGCACAAAUGGUUAUACAGAAGGUGAUAGAGCAAGAAUGGUCAGUCUUGUUCAUCAAUCAAUUGGAGACUGCAGGUUCCGAUUGUGGUACCAUAUGUUUGGAUCUAACAUGGGCACACUGAAUAUAUUCAUGAAGACAUCAAUAGGAGGCUACAUGACCACUCUCUUCACCAAGACUGGCCAUUCAAAUGACUAUUGGGAACUCGCAGAUGUAGACCUAACUGCUUCCGGGUCAACCAACUUCCAGGUCGUAAUAGAGGCCAUACGAGGGGACGGGCCAUAUGGCGAUAUUGGCAUCGAUGAUACGUCCUUUACACCUGAGUGUGUGAAGUCAUCUGGAGGACUCCCUUCAGGUACCACUACCCCAGCAGUGACCACCAUUGGUCCUUGUGGGGCUGGUAAAUGGCAGUGCUCUGAUCUGACAUGUAUCGAUGGUGACAGAUACUGUGAUUAUCAACAAGACUGUCCAGAUAACUCCGAUGAAACUAUGUGUGGACCAUGUGAUUUUGAUUCUAGUCUUUGUGGAUGGAGUGAUGAAAGCUUUGGAACGUAUGCAUGGGGGCAAGAAGCUGGUGGUAAAGGAACCAUACCAGGGCUUAGUACACAGGCUGACAGUGGAUAUUAUAUGAGAGUGCUACCUGGUAAUGCUCAGUUCAAGGAAUUUGCCCGAUUCGUGAGCCCAACCCUUCCAGAUACAUCUAUCAACUGUCGCUUUGACUACUGGUACUAUUUCAAGCCUUCUGACGCCAGUGUUGAGUUCAACUUAGAGAUGAAGAAAUCGGAUCAACCUGGGUAUAUUGUUUAUCACAAUGAUCAGACCGAGCAGUGGCUAAAUGUACAUGUUUAUUACGGUCGCAUCGAAACUACUUAUCAGCUUAUCUUUGCCGCCUUCGCGCAAGCAGAUGAGGACAUCAUAGUUGUGGAUGAGAUCUCCUUUACUGACUGUAAGGUAGAUUCCUAUGUCCCUUGCGAGAUUGAAUGUGAUAAUAAGCUGUGUGUACCAUACUCAGUUGAGUGUGAUUAUGCAAAUGACUGUGGUGAUCAAACGGAUGAGAAUACAUGUAGUGAAUACAGAAUGUGUAACUUUGAAUCAGGCACUGCAUGUGAUUGGAGCCAAGAUUCUGAAGAUGACUUGGAUUGGGUGUGGCUUGACGGUUUCCAAGGGGAUGCAGUGGGUGGCCCUAUAGAUGACCACACCUACUUAAAUCCAACAGGUCAUUAUUUCUUCCUGGAUUCUGGGGAAAAUGACGUCAAUAAGAAGGCUCUAUUGGAUGGUGUGGUAUACUCUAAACCUCAAAAUACAGGAGACUGUCAGCUUCGUUUCUGGGCAUUCAUGAACGGAGCCAAUGUAAACCGCCUGAGUGUUCUAACCCAAGUAGCGACCCAUGAUGACCCAGUAAGGUCUUGGACCAAGACUACAGCUACGGGUGAACAGUGGAUCAAGUACAUUGUUCCAAUGGACACUGGAUACAAAUUCAAGGUAUACUUCGAAGGGAUCGCUGGUGGUCUUGAUGACGCCAUAGCGCUUGAUGACAUCACAAUGACUCCUGGAUGUAUCAAAGAUCCUGAUCAAACAUUGCCUGAAUCCGUCACUCCUACAGAUGCUCCACAUUGUGAUGCUGGUGAAAGGGCAUGUAGGGAUGGUACUUGCAUCGCUUCAGAGAAGUUCUGCAACUUUAUCUAUGAUUGUGAUGACGUCUCUGAUGAACUUGAUUGCCCAUCUGUUUGUGACUUCGAGAAUGAUCUGUGUAUGUGGACCCAGGGAGUGAAUGAUAACUUUGAUUGGUCAAGAUUCAACAACUCAGAGGAAUCAAGCUUUGCUGGACCAAUCUCUGACCAUUCACGUGGCAGUCCAAUGGGUAUCUACUACUUUGUUGAUGGCCUGACAAGCACAAUGAAUCAUCAUGCAACCUUGAUCAGUCCAAAGUUUGGUCAGACAGGAACCAACUGCAUAGCCUCUGUGUGGUACUACAUAUACGGUGCUUCAUAUGGUAUCCUGGAGAUCAAACGAAGAUUAGCUGGCGAGGAUAGAACAUUGAUGGUCAUUAACGAGGGUAAUAUGGUCAGUGAGCAGUGGACACAGGCCACAAUAGCUCUUCCGCCAUGCCUUGCAAGCUUCAAUCUCGUCUUAGAUGCUGGUAACCAACAGACCACCCCUGCCCCAGGAGGCUUUGCUAUCGAUGAUAUCCGUCUUGAUAACUGUGCCUUUGACGUUUCACCAUCAUUAAUACCGUGCCAGUCUAAUUACUACCAGUGUUCUGUUGAACACUGCUAUCCAAGAGAUAGUACGUGUGACCUGACCCGAGACUGCUGUACAGACAGUGGCAUGGGAAACGAUGAAACCGGCUGUACUUCUUACAAGCAAUGUGACUUUGAGGAUGGUCUGUGUGAUUUCUGGAGUCUGAUGCCAGACAAUGAUUUUGAUUGGUCAAGGGUGCAAGGACAGGAUAUGACGCAAUUGACCUUUGACCACACCUUAGAUUCAGGCGAUGGAUCUUUCCUGUAUAUGGACCCAACCAACCAAGCAAGUAGUGGUGAUAUAUCACAGCUCGGAAGCUUUAUUAUACAGCCAGCUAAUAACAACUGUAAGGUCAUCUUAGAAGGGGUGAAAGGUGAAGGGUCAUCAGGAGUGUUGGCCAUUGAUGAUACGACCUUUGCUCCUGACUGCAGAGCAUCAUCAGGCAAUCUGCCCAGUAGUACAACUGCACAACCAACUACACCUGUUCCCCCUACAACUAAACGAAGAACAGAAGCACCAACGACCACAUCAGGGCAAAUAGAAAUAACAACAGAAAAGCCAGAGGCUUCCGAGGAACCACCAGAAGACAACACUGCAUUAAUCAUCGGUCUGUCUGUGACCUUUGGACUACUGUUCCUCAUUAUAGUGAUAAUAUUACUUCUCUACUGGCGCCAAGGAAGAAGAGGGAAAGAGGACCUAGCAAACCUACACACUGGUAUGGAAACAACUGGAUAUGAUAAAGAUUUUGGGAACGUGAAUUUUGCAUUACAAGAGGUUGAUUCAAGCAUGUUUGGGGAGUUUCCAGAUGACUCAAUGCCUUCCGGUGCAGGAAUUAAUAACCCAAUGUAUUCAUCGCCUUCAACCUUACCAAUGGACGAACACACUGAGGCCUGA
Lytechinus pictus (painted urchin) is the source of this 8205-nucleotide messenger RNA. RefSeq names its product MAM and LDL-receptor class A domain-containing protein 1-like. The transcript is spliced from 53 exons. NCBI's taxonomy places the organism in Eukaryota, Metazoa, Echinodermata, Echinoidea, Temnopleuroida, Toxopneustidae. Bases 1 to 8205 code for a protein of 2734 amino acids. Gene Ontology annotation, cellular component: membrane. The record is from RefSeq and is a predicted model, not a curated record. Gene Ontology annotation, molecular function: protein binding.